AUGUAUGUUUGUAUUCCUUAUGCCGCUCCACGAAUGAUUAUGUUAAGCGCAUAUCUAGGUUUUCUCUCCGCCGCCUCGCUCUUCGCGCUGCACCCUAGCACCUUCACUGUUUCAAGCAGUCGUCCAAAGAACCUCUCUGAACUCCGUUCAUUCGAGUCGCUCUUGCAAAUUCGCUACAACUCAACAGAUGCCCCAAUCGACACUCCAACCCAGUUCACUAACCCCGAACACAAGAGCGCUGAUGGUGCUGAUUUGACCCCAGCCAAGACUGUCUACAUUGGAAACGUCCAGUUCGAUGCCACUCCCGAGACUCUUGGUGAAGAGUUCAAGAGAUUUGGAGAAGUCAGAGGAGCAAAGAUUAUCUAUGAUUCAAGAGGUCUGAGCAAAGGAUUUGGAUAUAUUGAGUUCGCCGAAGUUGAGCAGGCUGCUGAAGCUAUUGACAAGAUGCACAACGAGAUGUUUAUGGGUCGUCGCUUGAUCGUUCAAUACGUUGUCAAGCAAGCGUCGCGUAUUGCUGCUAGCCCAGAGUCCAGGACUUUGUUCAUCGGAAACUUGAGCUUCGAUGUGACUGAUGAUGAUCUCAACAAUCUUUUCAAGGACAUUGAGAACUGCGUUGAUGUGCGUGUCGCUAUGGACCGUGCCACUGGUGAGCCUCGUGGGUUUGCCCAUGCCGACUUCCUUGAUGUCGAGUCUGCUGUCAAGGCUAAGGAGAAGCUUGCCGAUGCUGAGGUGUACGGACGACGCCUUCGUAUCGAUUUCUCUGGCAACAGGCGAGAGGGGGGUAACAACCGUGGUCGUCGUGAUGACCGUCAAGGAGGUCGCUCCGGAUAUCAAUCACGUGAUCGCCAACAGGGACAAUUUUCCAACCACCGAACCUUCACUCCUAGAUCAGAGGUCCCUGAAUAA
Molecule: messenger RNA, 906 nt
Organism: Morchella sextelata
Lineage: Eukaryota; Fungi; Ascomycota; Pezizomycetes; Pezizales; Morchellaceae
Exons: 4
Coding region: 1-906 (301 amino acids)
Molecular function (GO): RNA binding
Source: RefSeq, a predicted model, not a curated record